Molecule: messenger RNA, 1952 nt
Organism: Hymenoscyphus albidus
Lineage: Eukaryota; Fungi; Ascomycota; Leotiomycetes; Helotiales; Helotiaceae
Source: the annotation of a GenBank genome assembly
CGGAAGACAACUUCAACAUAAACUACAACCUACGCUCUUUUCUGUUCUUUCCCCUUUUUGCACUCCGACCACUGUAGCAUCUCACAAGAAUACAACUCUCAAGCGCGGUCAUUGUUUCCAAUUUGCGACUCAUUGGCCAUUCACUACCGAGUAAAGACCCCUCCAACGUUGGUUGGCAUCGCUUUAUCGGUUUCAUCCUGCCACUAAACUCAACCGCUACGACCCCUCGGCCACGCCCUCGAUAUUUCUGCAUGAUCUCUUCACCAUGAUUGUCAAUCUAUCGGUCCUGGCAGUCGCUGCCACACUGCUGUCUUCCAACUCGUUGGUCGUAGCUGUGUCGUCGUCGGACAUCCCCUCCGACUUGCCUAUCUCCGCACUAUUAUCGUCUGCCAACGCUCAUCUGGCGAAAGGAGAGACCAACGAUGCUCUUACUUAUUACGAUGUUGCCAUUUCCCGAGAUCCCCAGAACUAUUUGACUUAUUUCAAGCGGGGAGCAACAUACCUAUCACUCGGGCGAACCGCGCAAGCGACCAAGGACUUCGACAAAGUCCUAAGCAUCAGACCGGGCUUUGAAGGGGCUCUGCUCCAACGUGCGAAGAUACGGGCGAAGUUUGGAGAUUGGGACGCGGCAACGAAGGAUUUCCUGGCCCAUGGCAAUUCAGCAGAUGAACUCGCUCAACUCGAGGAGGCCAAGGGGGCAACCGCUUUAGCCUUUGACGCUGAAAAGACAGGAAACUGGGAAGAGUGUAUCACACAGGCUGGCGCUGGAAUUCUGACAGCCAGCAAGAUGCUUUCAUUGCGAAAGACUCGAUCGAACUGUCGAUUCCAGCGUGGGGAGGUUCUGGAAGGGAUGAGCGAUUUGAAGCACAUCUUGCAAAUGCAACCUGGUGACAUUCAACCUCAUAUGCAGAUCGCUGCCAUCACUUAUUACGGAUUGGCCGAUCAGGAACAUGGAAAGGAUCAAUUGAGACAAUGUCUACAUGGUGAUCCAGAUUCCAAACCAUGUAAGAAGCUAUAUAGAAAGAUGAAGAACAUGGACAAGGCCUUGGAGAAAGUCAAUAAACAUUUUGAAAAGAGCCAAUACGCAAGUUCUUUGAAGACCUUGUUACCUGCUGAGGAAGACGCUGGAUUGGUGCAGGAUAUCAAGGAUGAUGUCAAAGACUUCCGAGCGGACGGAACCAUUCCAGAACAUGCUCCAAAUGCGCUGGUUACUAAAGUUGUCGAAAUGGUUUGCGAGGCGUACCAUGAGGUAUGUGAUUCCCUGCAAAGUACCGUCAUUGAUAUUGACGUGAAUAGAUGAAAAACUACAAGAAGGCAAUUCCAUGGUGUGAUGAGUCUCUCACUUAUGACGAGAACUCGCUUCACGGACUUAUUUCCAAGGCCCAAAGACACAUGGAGGCUGAGAACUUUGAAGCUGCAAUCCAGACUUUGAACACGGCAAAGGAGCACCACCCAGAUGCCCAAAAAUUGAAUCAACUUCUACACAAGGCUCAAAUUGAACUCAAGAGAAGUAAGACUAAGGAUUAUUACAAGAGUUUGGGACUACCACGAGAUGCGGAUCCUGUGCAAAUCAAAUCGGCCUACCGAAAAAUGGUCAAGAUUCAUCAUCCUGAUAAGGCUCACAUCCAGGGAAUAUCUAAAGAGGACGCAAAAAAGAAAAUGGCCUCGGUUAACGAAGCCUAUGAAGUUCUCAGUGAUCCUGAGCUGAAAGCAAGAUUCGACCAAGGAGAUGACCCUAACGACCAUGAGCAGCAACGACACAACCCAUUCCAGGGAUCGCCAUUCGGAGGUGGAUCACCAUUUGGACACAGUCACGGGGGCCAACAGUUCAACUUCAAAUUUGGUCAAGGUGGAUUCCAGUUUGGAUAAGAGGAUUGGAGGCUGUGUGUUUUGGUUUUAUUGGAGUUAAUUAGUCUGGCGGCGUCCACAUCAUGUUGAAAUGCACGAAGUUA